Messenger RNA from Mangifera indica (mango), 4119 nucleotides. Its product is annotated as formin-like protein 14. NCBI's taxonomy places the organism in Eukaryota, Viridiplantae, Streptophyta, Magnoliopsida, Sapindales, Anacardiaceae. The coding region runs from base 210 to 3698 and encodes 1162 amino acids. The transcript is spliced from 18 exons. The record is from RefSeq and is a predicted model, not a curated record.
AUUUAACAUUCGACAGCAACGGCAAAGUCAUGUCUCCUCUCGUCUCUUCCGAUUGGUCCUAAAAUUGAAAGUGAAAGUUCUCAAAGUGAAAGUGGCGGUGCCAUCUUCAAAUCCAACUCGUUCGGACUUCAUAAUGCACAAUUUCUCCUCUCUCAGGUUUCAGCUCAUUGUUGUGAACCCAAACCCCGUUUGUGAUUGAAUUGACAGAAAUGUCUCUUCUUAGUAGAUUCUUUUACAGAAGACCUCCUGAUGGCUUGCUUGAAUUUGUUGAUAGAGUAUAUGUUUUUGAUUCAUGUUUUUCGACUGAAGUUCUACCAGUUGGAAUGUAUCACAUAUAUCUUCAUGAAAUUAUAACUGAUUUGCAUGAAGAGUUUCCUGAUUCAUCAUUUCUUGCGUUUAAUUUUCGUGAGGGUAAGAAGAGGAGUCAGUUUGCUGAAAUUCUAUGUGAAUAUGAUGUUACUGUCAUGGAUUAUCCGCGACAGUAUGAGGGUUGCCCUCUCCUUCCAGUGUCUUUGAUUCAACAUUUCCUUAGAGUUUGCGAGAGUUGGCUUAUGAUGGGGAAUCAUCAAAAUAUUAUUCUUCUGCAUUGUGAGAGAGGGGGUUGGCCGCUACUGGCAUUUUUGCUUGCAAGUUUUUUGAUUUUUGGAAAGUUUCAUAGUGGAGAGCAUAGGACUCUUGAAAUUGUUCAUCGAGAGGCACCUAAAGGUUUCUUGCAGCUCUUGUCUCCUUUAAAUCCACUUCCUUCACAGCUUCGUUAUCUUCAGUAUGUUGCCAGGAGAAAUAUUACUCCAGAGUGGCCACCUCCGGAGCGAGCACUUUCUUUGGAUUGUGUUAUUCUUCGAGCCAUUCCAAACUUUGAUGCACAAAAUGGAUGCAGGCCGCUUAUUCGUGUUUUUGGUCGGAAUCUCCACAGUAUGGGUGGUCUUUCAACUCAAAUGCUCUUCUCCAUGGGCAAGAAGAAGAAGACCCUUCGUCAUUACCACCAGGCAGACUGUGAUGUGAUUAAAAUAGACAUACAGUGUUUUGUGCAAGGAGAUGUUGUAUUAGAGUGUGUUCAUUUGGACUUGGAUCCUGAAAGGGAAGUCAUGAUGUUUCGAAUAAUGUUUAACACUGCAUUUAUCCGAUCCAACAUAAUGAUGCUUAACUCCGAAAACUUGGACAUUCUUUGGGAUUCAAAAGAGCAGUAUCCAAAAGGUUUUCGUGCAGAGGUUUUGUUUGGGGAAGUUGAUAGCAUCUCCCCUCCAGAGGCUCCGACUACAAUUUUAAAUGGAGAGGAGAAAGGUGGACUGCCCAUUGAAGCUUUCUCUAGGGUUCAAGAACUUUUCAGCGAGGUUGAGUGGGUUGAUAGCAGUGAUGAUGCUGCCCUUUGGCUACUUAAACAACUAUCUGACUUAAGUGAUGCAAAAGAACUUUCAAGACAGCAAAAUAGUGGAAGUUCAUAUACGUCACCUGUGGAUUCUGAAGAAGAAAGCACUGCAUCUUGCGUGGCUGAGGCUGAUAGUUUGGAUGAGGCAUUUGAUGUUUUUCCUAAGCCCAUAGCAGAUACGGAGAAAUUACUGCCUUCAAAUACUACUAAUUUAGUUACCUUUACUUCUGAAAAUGGUGGUGCACACAAUAAUAUUGUUACUUCCGAACCUCUAGAUCAAGUUUAUGCAGAAACUAUUUUAUCUCCACUUCAUCCACAAUCAAUAGUUCCUACUGAUGGAAUUUUACCUUGUUCCCCUCCAUCACUAUCUCUGUCUCCUCCCAUUACCCACAUAUCGGACCCACAAACUCCCCCACUUUUUAUAUCUGAAGGAAUUCCCGCACCACCGCUGCUGCCACCAGCACUACCAUUUUCUAAUGCCCUCCCACCACCACCACCACCACCUCCUCCUCCUCCUCCUUUUAAUUCUUCUAAAGCCAUCCCACUAGUCCCACCACCACCACUGCCCCCUCCCCCUUUUAAUUCUUCUAAAGCUAUCCCACUAGUCCCACCACCACCACCUCCUCCAUCUAAUUCUUUUAAAGCCCUCCUAUCAAUCCCAACACCUCCACCACCACCUCCUCAACACAAUUCUUCUAGAGCCAUCCCACUAGCUCCACCACCUCCCUCACUUACUUCUAAAUCUAGUCAACCAUCCCCUGCACCUCCACCACCUCUAUUUUUGGGCAAUGCUAAUAAUGCACCACCACCUCCACCUCCACCUCCACCGCCUUUAGGACCUACAAAGUCAGGUUCAAUCCGGCCAUCUCCACCACCAGCUCCCAAACUUCCUACUGCUCCUCCUCCUCCUCCACCAAUUCCUGGCAUGAAGCCAAGUCCUUCCACAAUACUUGGACCAAAAAACUCUACAGUGCCACCACCACCUCCUCUAUCUAUUGGAAAAGGAAAAGUGACUUCAGAGCCAACAAGUCUUGGCAGAGGUCGAUUAGCCAGUGGAGGUGGUAUUGCUCCUAAGAAAACUUCAUUAAAGCCCUUACAUUGGGUGAAAGUUACUCGACCAGUGCAGGGUAGUUUAUGGGCUGAUUCUCAGAAACAGGAAAAUCAGUCCAGGGCCCCUGAAAUAGAUAUGAUGGAACUUGAAAGAUUGUUCUCAGCGGUGUCAGAUGCAAGUGGAACUAACAAAGUUGGAGUUCGACGUGGUUCUAGCCUCAAUAAACCUGAGAAAGUGCAAUUGGUUGACUUGCGUAGAGCAUAUAAUUGUGAAAUAAUGUUGACGAAAAUAAAAAUUCCUUUGCCAGAUAUGAUUAGUGCAAUUCUAGCUUUGGAUUCUUCUGCUCUAGACAUUGAUCAGGUUGAGAACCUAAUCAAAUUCUGUCCCACUAAGGAAGAAAUUGAUAUGCUGAAGAAUUAUUCAGGUAACAAGGACAUGCUUGGAAACUGUGAACAGUUCUUCAUGGCAUUGAUGAAGGUUCCACGAGUAGAAGCUAAGUUACGAGUUUUUUCCUUUAAAAUCACCUUUUGUAGUCAGGUUGAGGAUUUAAGACGUAACCUGAAUACCAUUAAUGCUGCUUCCAGAGAGGUAAAAGAAUCGGUGAAAUUGCGUCAGAUAAUGCAGACUAUUCUCACAUUAGGAAAUGCUUUGAAUCAAGGCACAGUUCGAGGAUCUGCUGUAGGGUUCAAAUUGGACAGCCUUCUCAAAUUAUCUGACACUCGUGCCAGAAACAACAAAAUGACUCUAAUGCAUUACUUGUGCAAGCUUCUUGCUGAGAAAAUGCCGGAGUUGCUGGAUUUUGACAAGGAUCUUGUUCAUUUGGAAGCUGCAUCGAAGAUUCAAUUGAAAAUUCUGGCUGAAGAAAUGCAAGCUGUAAGUAAGGGUCUUGAGAAGGUUGAACAAGAAUUGUCAGCUUCAGAAAAUGAUGGUGCUAUUUCCGUGGGCUUUCAGAAGGUGUUGAUAAAUUUUCUUGACACUGCUGAAGCUGAUGUAAGGGCCCUUAUAUCCUUAUAUUCUGAAGUGGGGAGAAAUGCAGAUUCAUUGUCCCAUUACUUUGGUGAAGAUCCAGCUCGGUGUCCUUUUGAGCAAGUGACACAGAUCUUGGUGGUUUUCGUUAAGAUGUUCAAAAAGGCACGAGAGGAGAAUGAAAAGCAGGCUGAUGCAGAGAAGAAGAAACUUGAGAAGGAAGCCAUGAAAGACAAGGCAGCAGCUAAUUUAUCUGCGAAGAAAGACGGUGUCUCUACUUAUAAUUUGAGACAUAAUAUUCAAGUUCAGAAAUAAGACUCCUGAAUACACCUCAAUGAAUGCGAUGGCAAGCACAUGUUAGCAAGAUGCAAGAGCUGCAUUAAUCAUUCAAAACAGAAUGAUGAACUUGAUUGUUUGUGGUGUUGCGCAGCUUCUUCACUGUAAACUCUGCUGUCUAAUUUGCAGCAAAAUGGGGUUUCUCUCAGUCAACCUUGAAGAGAGUUGAAAUCUUCCAUGAAGCUCAAAAUUUUGAUAUGGGGUGGUCUUUCCAUAAUUAUGUUUUGAGCUGUAAAUAGUCUAUGUGAAAGACAAUUUUUCAACUGGAAAGCAUGUUCAUAAAUAAAUCCCAUUCUGCAUUAUAACCAUAGAGGUGUAAAAAUUUUCAGCAAUUCAAAUUAUUUAUUUAUUUGCUGGGUUGUAAGACAUUAUUAUUUGUCUUGCCCCGCACAAUUAACUU